Rhododendron vialii is the source of this 540-nucleotide messenger RNA. RefSeq lists its product as uncharacterized. The record is from RefSeq and is a predicted model, not a curated record. The coding region runs from base 1 to 540 and encodes 179 amino acids. NCBI's taxonomy places the organism in Eukaryota, Viridiplantae, Streptophyta, Magnoliopsida, Ericales, Ericaceae. The transcript has 2 exons.
AUGAGCUCUCUCCGCAUAUCAGACUGCCUAAACAAUUAUGCCACAUUCCCCAUCGGAAGCACCUACAUGAACCUUUACAAGUCGCCAGAAUCCACCAUGGAGUUAGUGAAUCCAAUGGGAGGAGAAGGAGGAGCGGGUAAAAAUCAGUCCCCCAGGGUUCUGGUGAAAAGUAAUUCCUGUAGGCAGGUGUACCUAAGAAGCUACAGUACCAUUGGCAGGAAAGAGUUGGUGCCUGAACAGAACGACAAGUGCUUCCAUCGAGUUAGGGAGAUCAGCGCGGUUGGUGGCGGCCGGAGGAGGAGGAGGAGAAGGAGGACAAAGCUUGUGGCCGGCGGAAAGAGGCGGUGGCGGUGUGUGAUGGUGGUGAGGAGAGUGAAGGAAUUCUCGUGUACCGUGUUUCGUGCUUUCCUCCAUAAGCUGCUAUCCUGCGCUUGGUGGAGAUCGAGAAGUGGUGGUGGAGAGAAGGCAGUUAUGGUGAUGGUGGCGGCAGAAGUUGGUAGUGUAGUGGUGAUGGUUGUAGUGAAUGUGAUGUGGUGGUGA